AUGUCACCACCAACUCCCGGGCGGGAUUGGGAGUCUCUUCCUGUCGAAAUCUCACUAUCCAUUCUUAAAGAGCUUUCUGAUCUAACGGCUCUACACAACUAUCUCGAAGCCUCGCCCGCCGCAGCCCGCGUUUUUGAUACAUAUGGCGCCGAGAUUGUUGAGGCGAACCUGGCCUCGGGUGCCGUCCAUCGGUACACCGGCCCAUUGAUCCGCAUGUCGGCUUAUAUACGUGCCGGUGUGGAUCUACCGGGGGUUUCCAAUCUGAAAGACUUUCAACACAUGGGCAAUUCCGAGACCACGGAGCAUACCUACAAGCCCCCGCACUGGACACGGCCGCCGCUGCGCCUGGACGCUUCCAUUGUGCCCGCCUCGGUCCUGCGCGGCGUCCUCGUCAGCCACUACCGCCUCGAGCGCCUCAUGGUGGGCUGUCUGUCCACGUACUUGGCGCGCUUCCGCAACAUGCCGCCGCCCAUGCACGUGGCGGAUGAAGACUUUGUCUGGGAGAGCGAGUUCCGCGGGCCCAACAAGACCGAGUUCGUCGGGGCCUGGGAGCAGCAGCCCGCGGCGGUGCCCGUGGUUAAGCGCGACGAAGGCCCGCCAAAGUGGUGCGAGGAGCAGCGCGUGCUCCGCGCCUCGUGGCGGCUGCAGGUCCACGAGGACCUCAAGGCCGCGGCGGCGGCCGGCGAGCUGAACUGGCCGGACUCCGAUGUCUGUGGUGUGCAGAGAUUCGAAACCAUUUAUCUGCUGAAUCCGACCUGUGCAGGUUGGUUCAACAAGAAUUCUGGUACGACCGAUUGGCUGCGACAGUUGAUUUGUCUCGAGGACGAGCUCGUGUAUACGGUGAUGGACUAUGUCGAGGACAUGGAAGGGGUUGCCAACAUUACUGCUGCCGCGGCGCUGGAUACUCUGCCCAAGACUAGGGACUAUCCGGCGCCGGUUUCUUGUCGUCAACAUGUCUUGGAGGUGGAGAGUUACUGGUCGGAAAUGAUGACCGUCUUGGAGGUGGUGCACAAUCCCGACGAUAGCCAUCACGCCUACGGCGAGGUCUCGCCCUUGCAGCGCGUCCCGUGGGACUUUUAUCGACGCCGGGGGUUUGCCUUUUGGUGUGAGGCGAGGAUGCAGGGCUAUGGACUUAUUGAUACGUGGCCGCGUUUCGCUCCCGUUACGACGCUGCCCGAAGUCAAAUGUGCUCCCUUUGAAUGGAACUCACUGUUCCUGGCUUGGCGGAGCGUGCUUACAGAAGGCGAGUUGGCCGAGGCGAACAGGAUCAAUGAGAAGGGUCAAGCAGAGGAACUACUUCCGACACCGCGAAUGACUGACAGGUAUUGUUCUGUACUUAGGAAUAUAACGCCCGAUGUCUUUCGAGCACCACAUGUCGAUACAUAG
Molecule: messenger RNA, 1386 nt
Organism: Pestalotiopsis fici W106-1
Lineage: Eukaryota; Fungi; Ascomycota; Sordariomycetes; Amphisphaeriales; Sporocadaceae
Exons: 1
Coding region: 1-1386 (461 amino acids)
Source: RefSeq, a predicted model, not a curated record